AUGACCUCACCCUUCCUUUCUCCACACGGAGUAGGCGAACCAGACACCGACCUGCUCCUCAUCACCGUUCGCUUCUCCGCCUCAAUCCCCGAUCUCCAACUAGACGUCCCAGAGCCCGAGACCACAACAGGCGCCGGCCUAAAACAACUAGUCCGAGCCGAACUCCCUAAACCCUUAUCAUCCCACCGACUGCGUCUCAUCUACGCCGGCCGCGGCCUCGAAGACACAACCGCCUUAGCAGUCUCACUAAAGCUCCCGCCAUCACCAAGCCGGAGCCCUCGCCCCACAGCAGACCAACCCGAGACCCCAGACGACCAUGGCAAAGGCAAGCAGGCAGUGCGGGAUACCCGUCCACGCCUCUACAUCCAUUGUUCGAUCGGUGACAUCGCGCUCUCAGAAGCAGACCUAGCCAGCGAAGCAAGCGUGUCAUCAACAGUCCUUCUACAACAGAAGAAGCAGCAAACCAACAACGCAGGCAAGAAAUCUCCAGCGAAGGAUGUCUCGUCUCUACCCUCCACAUUUGCACAACCUGGCCCCCAAUACCAAUCACAGCCCCAGUCCCAGUCGGCUACUACCACACCCGCACCCCGCGGCUUCGACCGCCUCCUCUCGGCGGGCUUCACGGCGGCUGAGGUCACUGCUCUGCGCUCCCAGUUCCUGGCCAUGCAGUCUGUCUCCCGGACGCCGGAUACUAUGCCUACUGGGGACCAGCUGCGGGAUCUUGAAGACCGCUGGAUGGAUGAGGGGUCGACGGCGGCGCAGGUGCAGGGUGGUCUUGGUGGGGAGGGUGGAGUUGGGGAGGAUGAGGGUGGGAUUGGAUCUGGAUCGCGUGGGGCGAUUGAUGAUAUGCUUUGGGGGGCCGUUAUGGGGUUCUUUUGGCCUGUUGGCUGUGCGAUGUGGUUGCGCAGAGAGGAGGGGGUUUGGAGUUGGAGGAAGGGGGUUGCUGUUUGUGUGGGUGUCAUUGUUAAUGCUCUUUUUGGGGCGAUGAGGAUUAUGAACUAA
This is a messenger RNA of Penicillium verrucosum, 1002 nucleotides long. Its product is annotated as DSC3 family protein. Gene Ontology annotation, biological process: protein processing. Gene Ontology annotation, cellular component: endoplasmic reticulum; Dsc E3 ubiquitin ligase complex. The record is from RefSeq and is a predicted model, not a curated record. The transcript has a single exon. NCBI's taxonomy places the organism in Eukaryota, Fungi, Ascomycota, Eurotiomycetes, Eurotiales, Aspergillaceae. The coding region runs from base 1 to 1002 and encodes 333 amino acids.